UGUGUGCAUUGUUGUAGCAGCUGCGUAUACAUUGCCGUUUAGUUUUGUUUAUAGAACACGUUUCUUUGGAUUAUCUAUGCACAAUGUCGAAGAAGAGAGGUGCGCAACCGGAACUAUAUAAAAGAAAUGUCAUAAAAGCUGCCAGAACGAAGGGAAUUGGUUACGUGAAUCACAGUGGAAGAGAAAUUAAUGCUGUAAAAAUAGGACCUGACUGUGGAUGUAAGAAACUGUGUUUCAAGAGGAUCUCUGAACAUGAACAGAUAGAUAUAUUCACUAAAUUUCACGAUUUUGAGAGUAAGAACACACAAGAUGGUUACCUUGCAGGGCUGAUCGAAAAAGAAGACGUGGUACGCAGAAGACCCCGGAAAAGUGAUGGCCAGCCUAAGCCAAGAGCACUAAAUUAUCGAUAUCACGUGGUAACUGGAGAUGCUGGGCGGGUCGAAGUGUGCAAAAAGGCAUUUUGUAGUCUUUUUGGCAUUACAAAUGAACGUGUGCGACGAAUUUGUCACUGUGUGAAAAAUAAUGUUCGCCCAUGUGACAGUAGAGGACGUACUGCUUCAACCAAUGCAACACCACAGGAAGUCCUACCCAUAAUUGAGGAGCAUAUUAAAACAUUCCCUACGAAAAUCUCACAUUAUUCAAGCAAAUAA
Messenger RNA from Schistocerca cancellata (South American locust), 650 nucleotides. RefSeq lists its product as uncharacterized. The record is from RefSeq and is a predicted model, not a curated record. The transcript has 2 exons. Bases 84 to 650 code for a protein of 188 amino acids. NCBI's taxonomy places the organism in Eukaryota, Metazoa, Arthropoda, Insecta, Orthoptera, Acrididae.